Molecule: messenger RNA, 3197 nt
Organism: Caenorhabditis auriculariae
Lineage: Eukaryota; Metazoa; Nematoda; Chromadorea; Rhabditida; Rhabditidae
Source: the annotation of a GenBank genome assembly
AUGGCGCGAAACCCAAUAAUUCAGUUGUUUUUGGUAACAAUUAUCAUCCAAAGGGCGCUGAACAUGCCUAUUGCUCACGGUAAUUUGAGCAGAUUUUUCAAUUUUUUUGAACGAAAAAAAUAAUUUUUUUAGAAGACUCUCCGAACGAAGACGCAGAAGCCAUUCUGCAGAUCGAUCCUGUUGAGGUAUUAUUAAAAAAGACAUUAUUUUUCUAAAGAAGUUUUUUUCAGAUAGCAGAGGUUCACAUCGAUAACACGACUCUGAACUGUAAGUCCUUUUUCAAAAUAAAAAAGACCAAUCCGAUCGUAUGGAAAAAAAAAUUCCAUAUGAUCGGAUUGGUCUUUUUUUAUAUCAGACUUUCCAAAGGUCACUCUGAUAAAAUAUAGAAAUUACUUGCUUUGGCUCAAAAAAAAGUUGACAGAAAAAAUCAGUAGAGCAAAAUUUGCGGUUGAAUUCAAAUACGCUAAAGUUUGUUAGAAAAUCUUUGUGGCGGUUUCAAAAACACAUAGGCUUUUCAUGACCUAAAUUGGUCUUGGAAGUAGUUUUUAUCGUCCAAAAAAUCUUGAAACUUUGUCUGAACUGCUUUAUGAGGUUCAAGAACUAUUCAAAAAAAGAUUUUCAACUCAUUGAAGCCUUGUUUCUCAGCGGAAGAGCACCACGACCUGGAAAAAAGAAGACUGGACAGCAAUGAAAGGUCCAACGAACACAUGGAGCACGACCUCCACAAGCGGAGCCAUGAAGAGAAUCCCGAAGAUCAUCAUCACGCCAAAAAACGGACCGCCGAUCCGGACCCGGACCAUCAUCAUCCUCAGCCGACGCCUCAUUCAGCCAGACUUCGACGGUCUCAUACCGUCGGUAAGACUUUUCUUUGCCAUUCUCAUGAGUUUCCUUUUUUGAACUCGAAGAACCAAUUUAGAAUGUUAUACUCAGUAAAUUUAUAAUUAAUUUUUCAAGAGCUUUUAUGGUUGAAUCGACAACUUCAGCAUAUUUCAUAAUUUUCAAUUUUAAGCCGGAGACACCUUGAAUUUUUCAGACGACGAGCACAAGGACCAUCAUCUUGAGAAGAGAAAUCCCACGCCUGACCCAAAAAGGGGACAGAACUAUCACGACGUCGAGCAAUCUUUCCAAGAUUUUUUGAGGGAGCGACGGAGCGCGGAGCAUCAUCAUGAGGAGCAAGAGGUUUGCACACAGCUUACUUUGGAAAGCUGAAGUUCGCCCUUAAGGGAUUUUGAGGUUAAGUGAGUCCUAUAUGGAGGUAAACUUGAAUAACCCCCUUUAGGACCUUCAUAAUCCCAUAUAAGCUUCAUUUUCUUCUUACGCUGUUGUAUUGCUUGAGCGGCCUCAAGCUGAUUAGCCGAGGUCCUAUCCUGAUAUCAGAGAUGAUCAGUGGACUGGCUCUAGUGACCUAUGCGCCCUUGUGACAGCUGGGGAUUUUUGAAGUAACGGUUUUUCCAAUACGAACAAUAUUUAAAUCCCUUGGUUGGGUCGCAGUGGGGAUCGAACUUGUGACCCUGUGGACCGUAGCCAGGCGCAAAACCUGUUGCGCUACGGCGCGCCAAUCUCUAUAUAGGGAUUGAAUGGUUUGGGAAGAAAAGGAAAUAUUCUAGAUCUGAAAAAUAAUUUUCUCAAGAAAAGUUGCGUCUCCAUCAUUAGGAAGCUUGAACUCUGCUUGUGAAAAAAAACGAAAAAAACUGAUUUCAAGCACGAAAACCCGGAUGAGUGGCUGGAUUCGAUCGAAAACGAGGAGCCGGAGGAGAUCCGCGACCGGAGGUCGACCAGCGAAUCUUCGACUGAGAAGGAGCUUCCCUUCGCCAGCGACUUCGAAAGCCCAGCUGACUCAGUAGGUAUACUUCCUUUUACGCUUUUUAGUCCAGCUUAGUGCUUUCUGUAGUCGUUGAAAUUUAACUUUCAAUCAAGUGCUCCUUGAAUAUUUUUUUUAACAGUUUCGCCUAUUUGAAAAUUUGAACUUGGCUCGAGAAAAGUUGAGUUGAAAUUAACUAGUGGGAAAGUUUGGUUCAGGAAAUAUUGUUCUAAAGUUCAAAAUCAAGAAACUUUUAGUUGAAGCCCAAUAUUUGACCGUUUUGCUCGGAAAAUAUUGAUUUGGAGAUCGAAAUUUGAAGAUUUGGAAAAUAUUUUUUUGAAUGCAAUACUUCAAAAUUCAUUUUUUUUUUCUUGGUUUUCGUUCGAACAAACGUUGAAAUGUUUGAAAUUGACGACUUCAUUGCUUUCCCAACGGCAAUUUUCACAUCAAACUUACGCUUCAUAGGGACGAUAAGUCCAACUAGACUGAGAAAGUCUGUUUCUUCUUCAAUCCCAUUUUCCUAAUGAUAAGAGAUCAAAGAAAAUAAUUUUUCAAGGAGAAAUCGAAGUCGGGCUCAUCUUUUGUAAUGUUUUUCCGGAAAAUAUUAUCCUCUUCCCCAUUUUAUGUUUUUUUAAAUCAAAUAUUAAAAUUUUAACUUUCUAAAAGAAUAGUUUUUUUCGAAGCGUCAAAAUUGUUUUUCUACAAAAAUCCUGCAAAGAUUUUUUUUACCGAAACAAUAUCAAUAUAGCAAGGAAAAUAAAUCUAAUCUUUGAUAGAAAAAUUACCAUUAUUUUGUCUAGGAGGAUCGAUUGAAAAGAUUGUAGCCUCGUAUAGAAAAAAACUUCAAAAAAACUUAUUUGAAUUCUUCGUUGAAUUUUUUUAAGCUCAACACAGUUGACUGGGAAUAAUUCAAAAAAGAAAAAUGAAUAACUUAGCUUUUUAUCGGCCUUUGUUUAUAUUCUGCUCGGAAAGGAUUACUAACGCCUUUUUGAGAAGAGUUCGUCAAGCCUUCUUUAAGAAAAAAAAAACUUAUAAACAUCAUUCACCGCAGGACCAAUGUCAAAAGGAACGUCUUAGAACCUUUUUCACUCAGUUUUUUUUGGUUUUCCUUUUCUUAAGGCUGAUUUGAAUGAACCAUACAACUUUUUCCAGUUCUAGCUCUUUUCCUAAUAGAGAUAGGAGGAUUUGAUGUACAAUGCUGCCAUUUUUUCAACGCCUUUUGCGAGAUCCAGUCCUUUAUAAGAAAGCCACCGUGAGAAUCAGCCGUUUUGCAGCCAUUCGAGUGAAAAGAGUGUCGCGGGCCGGCAGCAGCCACCGCGGCCGAGUCAUGAACAAAAACCGCGGCGGGAACAGCCGAGCCGGCCAAACCGAAGACGCGCAACCGACUCCCGAGUAG